AUGUUGUUUUUUGGUCUCAUUGAUCUUAAAGACUGGACCGAAGGGCGAGAUAUCCUCAGGUGUAACCCUCGAUUCAAUGGAGUGCCCCGCCACGAUUGCAUACUCAUCAACACGGACACUGUUAAACCCACACCGGCUCGACUUAUAGGGAUUUACAGGUGUUAUAUCAAGUCCAAAACAUAUGAUGUCGUCCUCGUCAAUUACUUCAAGCCCUCCACUACAAAACCAAGGACAAAAUGGGCUGGUGCUCGUCUUUAUGAGGAGGCAAGGGAAAGCAGGUUCGCACUGGUGAAAUAUUUUAUUCGUGGGGCACAUAUGAUUACAGCGUUUGGAAUGAGGGAGGGUCGCUUUUAUCUCAACGAUACCGUAGACGGCGACAUGUUUCUACGCUUUUCAAAGUGA
This is a messenger RNA of Serpula lacrymans var. lacrymans S7.9, 402 nucleotides long. RefSeq lists its product as uncharacterized. The record is from RefSeq and is a predicted model, not a curated record. Bases 1 to 402 code for a protein of 133 amino acids. NCBI's taxonomy places the organism in Eukaryota, Fungi, Basidiomycota, Agaricomycetes, Boletales, Serpulaceae. The transcript is spliced from 2 exons.